Drosophila bipectinata is the source of this 1715-nucleotide messenger RNA. RefSeq names its product succinate--hydroxymethylglutarate CoA-transferase. The record is from RefSeq and is a predicted model, not a curated record. NCBI's taxonomy places the organism in Eukaryota, Metazoa, Arthropoda, Insecta, Diptera, Drosophilidae. Gene Ontology annotation, molecular function: catalytic activity.
CUCAUGGGCUGUUGUGUCUUCGAAUGGAGGGCCUCUUUUCAGUGCCGAUAAAAGUUCCCCCGGAUCGAGUUGGGUCGCAAAAUUUUCCACAGCCCCCGACCCUGCCACGCGUAGAACGAGAUAGUCGCCGGAUUAGCUGACCGGACCCCGUACCCCCCUGGACGAGUACCACGCACAAUGGGCAUGUUUCUGGCGCAGAAUAGGCGAUUCUGCCGCGGCUUUGUUAUUAACAGAGUUUGCCAGAGCUUGAGAAACUUUGCAGCCGCUAACGAUAACACCAAAAACAAGAACAUCAACAAUAGCAGCAACAACAAUGAUAAAGCGGCCUCUGUGGACAAGUGCCACCCCCUGCAGGGUGUUCGGAUAUUGGACCUCACGCGCAUCAUAGCCGGCCCCUACUGCACCAUGGUAUUGGCCGACCUGGGCGCGGAAGUCAUCAAGGUGGAGCGUCCCCACUUCGGUGACGAGGCCCGAAAAUGGGGUCCACCGUUUCUGGAAAACUCGCCGGAUUCCGUCUACUUUUUGGCCCCGAAUCGCAACAAGAGGAGCAUCUGCAUCGAUAUAAAGCGUGGCUCGAAGCUACUGCACAAGCUGGUCGAGAUUAGCGACGUUCUGGUGGAGAACUACGUGCCCGGCACUCUGGAGCGUUAUGGCCUGGGCUACGAGCAGUUGAAGAAGGUCAAUCCAAAGCUGAUCUAUUGCUCUUUGACGGGGUAUGGGUCCGAGGGACCGUAUGCGAAGCGACCGGGAUACGACGUGAUUGCCUCUUCGGUCGGAGGACUCCUGCACAUCACCGGCGAACGCGAUGGACCGCCCAGUAAAGUGGGAGUGGCCGUGACUGACAUAGCAACGGGUCUGUAUGCUCACGGAGCCAUUUUGGCGGCACUCUACCAGCGGUAUGGGACGCAGCGCGGCCAGAAGAUCGAUGUGAACCUGCUGUCCACCUGCUGCUCGAUGCUCAUCAAUGUGGGUACCAACUAUUUGAACGCCGGCGAAGAAGCAGAGCGCUGGGGCACAGCCCACUCCAGCAUUGUGCCCUACGAAAGCUUCAGGACGAAGGAUGGCUAUCUCACCUUGGGCACCGGAAGCGACGCCCAGUUCCAGGAACUGUGUAAACGCCUGGACGUGGAGUCCAUAUCACAGGAUGCCAAGUUCAAAACAAACAAGGACCGUGUCAAGCACCGGGUGGAGUUGGUGCAGCUUCUGGAACGAAUCCUGUCCAAGGACACCUCCAAAAAUUGGAUGAAGUGCUUCGAGGGCGCAUCGUUUCCCGUGGGACCUGUGAACAGUAUUCGAGAAGUGUUCGAUGACGAGCACAUCCAGGCCAUUGGCCUUGUCAAGACCCUGCCACAUCCAAAGGCUGGCUCCGUUAAGGUGGUGGGACCACCAGUGGUGUACAGCGAUGCUCGGAACGAUGCCCGUACAGCUCCGCCGAUGCUGGGCGAGCACACGGACGAGGUAUUGGGCGAGCUACUGGACUACAAACAGGAGGAGUUGGCCGAGCUACGGGAGCAAGGUAUUAUUCAAUAGGAUCUAUCGCUUCACUCGGUCUAGGAAUCUUUUGGAACCAAAACUAAGUUUGGAAUUUUGGUAUGAAACCCGGUGUUAUACGGAAAAUGAAAUUAUAUAAUUUCAUAUAUUCAUAUCAACCAUAAAAUUUUAACACAAUGCUACAAAACUCAGAAAUAUUUUAAGAUAAAAGAUCAAUUAAAAUA